AUGGGCACCAAGGCAUGCAUCAACCGACUACAGAAAGAGUACAAGGCCAUCCUCAAGGACCCGGCGCCGCAGAUCACUGCGCACCCAGCACCCAACAACCUCCUGGACUGGCACUAUCUGCUGGAGGGCCCAAAGGGGUCCGACUUUGAGGGCGGCUGCUACCACGGCAAGUCCGACCGGGGGGAGGGGGUGACCUUCCCGCCAGAGUAUCCUUUCAAGCCGCCCUCCAUAGUUAUGCUGACGCCCAACGGCCGCUUCGCCACCAACACCAAGCUUUGCCUCAGCAUGAGCAGCUUCCAUCCCGAGAGCUGGAACCCCUUGUGGAGCGUCAGCACCAUUCUGACUGGGCUGCUGAGCUUCAUGCUGGAGAGUCAGCACACCACGGGCGCCAUCAGCAGCACGCAGCCGGAGAAGCGGCGGUUUGCGCGGGAGUCUCUGGCCUACAACGUGCGCAACCCAACCUUCCGCAAGCUGUUCCCAGAGUGGGUGGAGCGGCACGACAAGCAGCAG
Chlorella variabilis is the source of this 510-nucleotide messenger RNA. RefSeq lists its product as hypothetical. The record is from RefSeq and is a predicted model, not a curated record. NCBI's taxonomy places the organism in Eukaryota, Viridiplantae, Chlorophyta, Trebouxiophyceae, Chlorellales, Chlorellaceae. The transcript is spliced from 6 exons. The annotation marks the transcript as partial.